AUAAUAUUACUUGACAAUAUUAAUGAUAACGUAAUUAAAAUUGCCUAAAUGAAUCUAAAAGGCCCCUAUCACCAGAUCAGAUCAGUAAUAUAUUCUACUUGCGUCAAUGACCUGCAAGAACAGAGACGUACAGCAAAAUGCUGUUGGCCCCAGUUAUGUGUCGUUAGAUUGUACUGUGUAGAAGGUGUAGAACGGGUGACGGUGUUGUAGAAGUUGAAUUGCUUACUGCGAAAGCUAGCUCGUCAGAGCAGGAAGUUGCUGACUCAUUUGAAUUCAUCUCAGCUAAGCAUAUUGUCCUUUCACAGAGAUCUGUUCCUUGAUAACGCAGACGGAAUGCCUUGCCCAUUCAUGACACGUUUGUCACCCUCGUAUAUUCGCAACUAUGGAAGUAAUUUGCUGAAAACGUAUGGACAGCAUUGCCCCUUCAUAUCUCGACUCACUGGAACUCUCACUUCUGCCAGCUCUUCUGACGAAGUAGACAUGGAAGCUGUGAAGAAAUGCCCAUUCUUAGCAGAAGUGACGCCGUUAGUGAAGGAAGCAAGCCAAGAGAUGCAGGAUGAUGUAAUCGAUUUGACUCCAACAUCUGAAAGUGCUUGGAAAGCUGAAGAAAUUGUCUCUACUGAAGUAAUUACACAGAGACUUUUUGAGAGUCCAGAAUCUCAGUGCCCCAUGGACAAGGCUAAAGGUGAAACAUUUCCUUAUGAGGAAUUUUUCCAUGAACAAAUAAUGCGCAAGAAGAAGGAUCAUUCAUAUCGAGUGUUCAAGAAAGUAAAUCGCUUGGCUGCAGAGUUUCCUAAAGCCUAUGAAUACAGCUGGGGUGAACGACCUAUUACAGUGUGGUGCUCCAAUGAUUACUUGGGUAUAUCGCGUCAUCCUGAAGUGAAGGAAGCUGUUAGGCAAGCUCUGGAAGUGUAUGGUGCGGGUGCUGGAGGCACAAGGAAUAUUUCAGGAAACUCGCUGAACCACGAGUUGUUGGAGGCAGAGCUAGCCUCUCUUCACCAGAAGGACUCAGCAUUGUUAUUCACUUCCUGUUUUGUAGCUAAUGAUUCCACUCUCUAUACUCUUGCAAAGGCCCUUCCAGGUUGCCAUAUCUUCUCGGAUGCUGGAAACCAUGCCUCUAUGAUUCAAGGGAUACGCAACAGCAGAGUUCCAAAACAUAUUUUUCGUCACAAUGAUGUAGACCAUCUAGCGGAACUUCUGUCUACAGUAGCAUCACAUGUUCCAAAGAUAGUGGCUUUCGAAACAGUGCAUUCAAUGACAGGUGCAGUAUGUCCGCUGGAAGAAAUGUGUGCUGUGGCUCAUGAACAUGGAGCACUCACUUUUGUGGAUGAAGUUCAUGCCGUUGGCUUGUAUGGUGAGCAUGGAGCAGGCAUUGGUGAACGUGAUGGACAGUUGGCAAACAUGGAUAUAAUAUCUGGUACUCUAGGCAAAGCAUUUGGCAAUGUAGGAGGCUACAUUGCCAGCACUUCGUACCUGGUGGAUAUGAUUCGCAGCUAUGCAGCAGGGUUCAUCUUUACAACCUCUUUACCACCAACUGUGCUUGCUGGAGCGCUAAAAGCCAUUAGAAUUCUGCGUUCAGAUGAGGGACGGUCCCUGCGAAAAGUGCAUCAGGAGAAUGUCUGUUACUUACGUCAGCAACUUCUAGAUAAAGGUUUACCUGUGGAACACACUCCUUCACAUAUUAUUCCAAUAAAAAUUGGUAAUGCGCUUCAGUGCAGCCAGGUGUCUGAUUUGCUUCUUCAAGAAUAUGGCCAUUAUAUGCAAGCAAUAAACUACCCUACAGUUCCAGUAGGACAAGAGAAACUACGUCUUGCUCCAACUCCGCAUCAUACAAAAUGUAUGAUGGACAAUCUUGUGAGAGAUAUGCUGGAAAUCUGGACGCGCCUAGAGCUCCCUCUCUACACAUAAGCAUCCAACAGCACAAUUUGAGAGGUAGUAUGUGGCCAUACAUACUGUUUACAUUUCAUAUCUGUGUCUAUGUUUGUCUUUCUUGGAGUUAAUAUGAUGUCUUCAGCAUAUAAUGAUAUACAUGAAAAGUACCUCCUAAAUGUGGUGAUAUUGUAAACAGAAACUGAGCUUGUUGGUUCAUUCUUGUCAUGUCUGGUAGCCCUAAAUAUUAGACCUUGAGUAGAGUGUCUUUAUGCCUGGUCAAUUAACGAUAAUAUUGAGAUGGUACAAGUGGGACUAUUGUAUCUGAAAGGAUGUUGAGGAAUAUUGGAGUGCAGAUGAAGCACAAACCUGUUCAGUCGGUGCAUUUGUAUACAUGAGAAUGAAAUUCAUGUCCACUGUACAUAACAACACAGCAAGAAUAUUGAUUAAGCAGAAUAUAACACUUCAAAAGUUCAAGCAGUAGCUCUGUAGUUGAGGUGUGUAGACUAUUAAUAUGCAUACCGUAGACUUGAAGACUUAUGUAUCCAGAGAUAUUAGCUUUUAAAGGGUCCAAAAGGGACCAUGUGACCACUGAUGUAUCAGGGAAAAUAGGUCCAUUCACUGAUGAUCUAGCUCAUUCCAUGGCUUAACAUUGUUAAUGUGAUAUGUAUAUUGAAUAAUUUAUUUGUGUGUCUUAAAAUGGACUGAUUUCAGUACUCUCAAGCUGAGAGCACAGUGUCUUAUGGGUUGGUGCAUAUGCAUGUGAUGGAGGUUCGUGUAUGACAGAUGACCCUCAGACAUUUUGUGCCUUCAGUAGGAGCUGUACACAAUGGAAUGCAUGUUUUCAUAUCAAUAAAACCCCAAUAUUUACUUUUUUUCUUCAAAUAUGUUUACAGUGAAACCUUAAUUUUACAAUUUUGAAGGGACCACUUAA
Messenger RNA from Cryptotermes secundus, 2803 nucleotides. RefSeq names its product 5-aminolevulinate synthase, erythroid-specific, mitochondrial (gene Alas). Gene Ontology annotation, biological process: erythrocyte development; hemoglobin biosynthetic process; heme biosynthetic process. Gene Ontology annotation, molecular function: 5-aminolevulinate synthase activity; pyridoxal phosphate binding. Gene Ontology annotation, cellular component: mitochondrion. The record is from RefSeq and is a predicted model, not a curated record. Bases 334 to 1908 code for a protein of 524 amino acids. The transcript is spliced from 10 exons. Lineage: Eukaryota; Metazoa; Arthropoda; Insecta; Blattodea; Kalotermitidae.